Messenger RNA from Cuscuta campestris, 1410 nucleotides. Lineage: Eukaryota; Viridiplantae; Streptophyta; Magnoliopsida; Solanales; Convolvulaceae. The record is from the annotation of a GenBank genome assembly.
CUAGAGAAAUUUUUAUAGAAUAGAAGAAAGUAUAGACCAAGCUGCAUCCAAAAAAAUAAAAGUAAAAAAGGUGAAGAAUCUUAAGAUGGAAAGCAAGCAUUUUCACGCGUUUGGGCCUUCAGCUAAUGUGGGAAUUAGAAUAAUCAAAUUGCUAAUGACUGUAAUUACUAAUUCCCCCCUAAAAUCAUACGAGCAGUACAAAACCAUCCAUUCAUGAUUCAUUCACAUAACAAAGAGGUUUUAGAGGUGAAGAAAGAAAGAAAGAAAGCGUUCUUGACGGCGCCAACCGCCACUCCGCUUCCACCUCCAGGCUUCAAGAACUUUCAAUGGGUUUGUGAUCUGGUGCAGUUGGGUGUAUUGUGUGUGAUGUUGCACUCCUCUUUCUGUUCUUGGAUCAAAAAGCUUCUUGCUUGCAUGGGGUAGGCCUUCAGAUUCCACUUCAAGAUUUUAAUGUUUUCCCUUUUAUUUGGUAAAUUUUUGCUGUUUAAGUUCUGCCUUGAUGCCAAGGGCAAAAAUAGGAAAGGCAGUGGAGGAAAUUGGGGAAAGUUGUCAUCUUUUUUAUGUUGAUUAGUUUUGUUAGAGUAAAUUCUUUGAUUUAUUUUGGGGUUUAGCCAUUUAGGGCAAGUUCUUUACAACUUCGUUUUUAUUUAAUUCAGUUUUUUCAGUUCAGAUCAGCACAUAAAUUUGCACGUGUUAAAUACAAGUUGCAACAAAAUUAUCCAACUUUCAAUUUGUUUCACCACUUCUCCGUCAAGUGAAAAGAAUUGACCCUUGCCAAUCAAGGUAUAGAAUGGUAGUAAUUUGCCCAAAUUUUAGAUCACUUAGGUUGAGAUAUAACUUACAAGAGCUGUUAGAACAAGAGGGUGCUGAUUUUCCAGAAGUUUUAUGAAUUAGUUCUUAGUUUGUGGAAGCAUAUAUUGUCGAAAAAACUUGAUGAUAUUAUAUGUUUGAAAGAAUCAAAGUCCUGGAUGAGUAUAUAAGGAAGAAAUAGAGGAAUUUCAAAUCAGAACCACGCAGAUAAAUUCCCAACAUUUGAUGUUUGAAUUUAUGUUGUUAUGUAUUCACAUGAAAGGAUGUCUUAUUGUCUUUUAACAGAAUCUGAAUAAUUAUGGGUAAUAGUUGGCAGAAUAUACCUUAUGGUUAGCUUAUAGUCUUAAGAAAAUAAAACUCAGAACUCCGAACCAAACCAGCCUCUCUACCCCUAAGUAGGGGAACGGUUUGCGUACACACAAUCUACUCUUGUGGAACUCUAGUGGGUUUGUUUGUUUCUUAGUUGUUGUACUCCAAACCGAACCACAGGCACUGGAGGAUAAAUUCCCAACAUUUGAUGUAUUCAACUCAAGAGUAGGUUUUGGAGGAGAAGAUGUACGCUAACCCUUUCCUCUACUCCAAGAAAUAGAAACCUUUUUC